AAGAAGAUGGAGGUCUUGAAGUCUUCGAUGACUUUUUCCCUGUGGAGCCCAUGAGCCUCCCCAAGAAGAAGAAAUCCAAGAAGUUCAAGGAAAACAAGUCCAAAGGGAAGCGGAAGAAGAAAGAGGGGAGCAAUGACGAGCUGUCAGAAAACGAAGAGGACCUGGAAGAGAAGUCAGAAAGCGAGGGCAGCGACUACUCCCCUAAUAAGAAGAAGAAGAAGAAACUCAAGGACAAGAAGGAGAAGAAAGCCAAGCGAAAGAAGAAGGACGAAGAGGAGGAUGAUAAUGACGAUGGAUGCUUAAAGGAGCCCAAGUCCUCGGGGCAGCUCAUGGCUGAGUGGGGCCUGGACGAUGUAGACUACCUGUUCUCGGAGGAGGACUACCACACGCUGACCAACUACAAGGCCUUCAGCCAGUUCCUCAGGCCACUCAUCGCCAAGAAGAACCCCAAGAUCCCCAUGUCCAAAAUGAUGACUGUCCUGGGCGCCAAGUGGCGGGAGUUCAGUGCCAACAACCCGUUUAAGGGCAGCUCGGCGGCUGCGGCGGCGGCAGCGGUGGCGGCGGCGGUGGAGACAGUCACCAUCGCCCCUCCGCUGGCCGUCAGCCCCCCGCAGGCACCCCAGCCCGUGCCCAUCCGCAAGGCCAAGACCAAGGAGGGCAAGGGGCCUGGGGUGAGAAAGAAGAUCAAAGGCUCCAAAGACGCGAAGAAGAAGGGUAAAGGGAAGAAGACAGCCGGGCUCAAGUUCCGCUUCGGAGGGCUCAGCAGCAAGAGGAAGAAGGGCUCCUCGAGCGAGGAGGACGAGCGGGAGGAGUCGGACUUCGACAGCGCCAGCAUCCACAGUGCCUCCGUGCGCUCGGAGUGCUCCGCGGCCCUGGGCAAGAAGAGCAAGAGGAGGCGCAAGCGGAAGAGGAGUAGGACUUCCUACCGGGCCCUCUGUGACCGCGUCUCUCCCACCCCAGUCGAUGAUGGUGACGGCUACGAGACGGACCACCAGGACUACUGCGAGGUGUGCCAGCAGGGCGGGGAGAUCAUCCUGUGUGACACCUGCCCGCGGGCCUACCACCUCGUCUGCCUGGACCCGGAGCUGGAGAAGGCUCCUGAGGGCAAGUGGAGCUGCCCCCAUUGUGAGAAGGAGGGGAUCCAGUGGGAGCCCAAGGACGACGACGACGAAGAGGAGGAGGGCGGCUGCGAGGAGGAGGAAGACGACCACAUGGAAUUCUGCCGCGUGUGCAAGGACGGCGGCGAGCUGCUCUGCUGCGAUGCCUGCCCCUCCUCCUACCACCUGCACUGCCUCAACCCGCCGCUGCCCGNCCUGAACUUGGGGACCCUCCUCUGUCCACAGUGCCCCCCACUGAAGGGCAAGGUGCAGCGGAUCCUGCACUGGAGGUGGACGGAGCCCCCGGCACCCUUCAUGGUGGGGCUGCCGGGGCCUGACGUGGAACCCAGCAUCCCCCCGCCCAAGGCCCUGGAGGGCAUCCCCGAGAGGGAGUUCUUUGUCAAGUGGGCUGGGCUUUCCUACUGGCACUGCUCCUGGGUGAAGGAGCUGCAGCUUGAGCUGUACCACACGGUGAUGUACCGCAACUACCAAAGAAAGAACGACAUGGACGAGCCGCCGCCCUUCGACUACGGCUCCGGGGACGAGGACGGCAAGAGCGAGAAGCGGAAGAGCAAGGACCCGCUGUACGCCAAGAUGGAGGAGCGCUUCUACCGCUACGGCAUCAAGCCCGAGUGGAUGAUGAUCCACCGCAUCCUGAACCACAGCUUCGACAAAAAGGGGGAUGUGCAUUACCUGAUCAAGUGGAAAGACCUACCCUACGACCAGUGCACGUGGGAGAUCGAUGACAUCGACAUUCCCUACUACGACAACCUGAAGCAGGCCUACUGGGGUCACAGGGAGCUGAUGCUGGGAGAGGAUGCCAGGCUGCCCAAAAGGCUGGUCAAGAAGGGCAAAAAGUUGAGAGACGAUAAACAGGAGAAGCCGCCGGACACGCCCAUCGUGGACCCCACGGUCAAGUUUGACAAGCAGCCGUGGUACAUCGACUCCACGGGGGGCACGCUGCACCCGUACCAGCUGGAGGGCCUCAACUGGCUGCGCUUCUCCUGGGCCCAGGGCACCGACACCAUCUUGGCCGAUGAGAUGGGCCUGGGCAAGACGGUGCAGACCAUCGUCUUCCUCUACUCCCUGUACAAGGAGGGCCACUCCAAGGGGCCCUACCUGGUCAGCGCGCCCCUGUCCACCAUCAUCAAUUGGGAACGUGAGUUUGAGAUGUGGGCACCCGACUUCUACGUGGUCACUUACACGGGGGACAAGGAGAGCCGCUCUGUGAUCCGUGAGAACGAGUUUUCCUUUGAGGAUAACGCCAUCCGGAGUGGGAAGAAGGUGUUCCGCAUGAAGAAAGAAGUACAGAUCAAGUUCCACGUCCUGCUCACCUCCUACGAGCUCAUCACCAUCGACCAGGCCAUCCUGGGCUCCAUCGAGUGGGCCUGCCUCGUGGUGGACGAGGCCCACCGGCUCAAGAACAACCAGUCCAAGUUUUUCAGGGUCUUGAACAGCUACAAGAUCGAUUACAAGCUGCUGCUGACGGGAACACCCCUGCAGAACAAUCUGGAAGAGCUGUUCCAUCUCCUCAACUUCCUGACUCCAGAGAGGUUCAACAACCUGGAGGGCUUCCUGGAGGAGUUUGCCGACAUCUCUAAGGAAGACCAGAUCAAGAAGCUGCAUGACUUGCUGGGGCCACACAUGCUCAGGCGGCUCAAGGCCGAUGUGUUCAAGAACAUGCCAGCCAAGACUGAACUCAUUGUCCGCGUGGAGCUGAGCCAGAUGCAGAAGAAGUACUACAAGUUCAUCCUCACACGGAACUUCGAGGCGCUCAACUCCAAGGGGGGCGGGAACCAGGUGUCGCUGCUCAACAUCAUGAUGGACCUGAAGAAGUGUUGCAACCACCCCUACCUCUUCCCUGUGGCUGCCGUGGAGGCCCCUGUCUUGCCCAAUGGCUCCUACGAUGGCAGCUCCCUGGUCAAGUCUUCAGGGAAGCUCAUGCUGCUGCAGAAGAUGCUUAAGAAACUGAGGGACGAGGGGCAUCGUGUGCUGAUCUUCUCCCAGAUGACCAAGAUGCUGGACCUUCUGGAAGACUUCCUAGAGUAUGAAGGCUACAAGUAUGAGAGGAUCGAUGGUGGCAUCACGGGAGGCCUCCGGCAAGAGGCCAUUGACAGAUUCAAUGCUCCCGGGGCCCAGCAGUUCUGCUUCCUCCUCUCCACCCGGGCGGGCGGUUUGGGCAUCAACCUGGCCACGGCGGACACGGUCAUCAUCUACGACUCGGACUGGAACCCCCACAAUGACAUCCAGGCCUUCAGCCGCGCACACCGCAUCGGGCAGAACAAGAAGGUGAUGAUCUACCGCUUUGUGACGCGGGCCUCGGUGGAAGAGCGCAUCACGCAGGUGGCCAAGCGCAAGAUGAUGCUCACGCACCUGGUGGUGCGGCCCGGCCUUGGCUCCAAGUCGGGUUCCAUGACCAAGCAGGAGCUGGAUGACAUCCUCAAGUUCGGCACUGAGGAGCUCUUCAAGGACGACGUGGAGGGUGGGCCUCCUCUCCGGGAGUGUGGUGGUGACAACAAGGACGUGGAGGACAGCAGUGUGAUCCACUAUGAUGAUGCGGCCAUCUCCAAGCUGCUGGACCGGAACCAGGACGCCACGGACGACACGGAGCUACAGAACAUGAACGAGUACCUGAGCUCCUUCAAGGUGGCGCAGUAUGUGGUGCGCGAGGAGGAUGGCGGAGAGGAAGAGGAGGUGGAGCGGGAGAUCAUCAAGCAGGAGGAGAAUGUGGACCCGGACUACUGGGAGAAGCUGCUGCGGCACCACUAUGAGCAGCAGCAGGAGGACCUGGCCCGGAACCUGGGCAAGGGCAAGCGCAUCCGCAAGCAGGUCAACUACAACGACGCCUCCCAGGAGGACCAGGAGUGGCAAGAUGAGCUCUCUGAUAACCAGUCAGAAUAUUCCAUCGGCUCGGAGGACGAGGAUGAGGACUUUGAGGAGAGGCCAGAAGGGCAGAGUGGCCGGCGGCAGUCCAGGAGGCAGUUGAAGAGUGACAGGGACAAACCUUUGCCGCCUCUUCUCGCCCGAGUUGGUGGCAACAUUGAGGUGCUGGGCUUCAACGCCCGACAGCGGAAGGCCUUCCUGAACGCCAUCAUGCGCUGGGGCAUGCCCCCCCAGGACGCCUUCAACUCCCACUGGCUGGUGCGGGACCUUCGUGGGAAGAGUGAAAAGGAGUUUAGAGCCUAUGUGUCCCUCUUCAUGCGACACCUGUGUGAGCCGGGGGCGGACGGCGCAGAGACCUUCGCGGAUGGUGUUCCCCGGGAAGGCUUGUCCAGGCAGCACGUGCUCACCCGCAUCGGGGUCAUGUCGCUAGUUAGGAAGAAGGUUCAGGAGUUUGAGCACGUCAACGGGAAGUACAGCACCCCGGACUUGAUCCCCGAGGGGCCCGAGGGCAAGAAGCCAGGCGAGGCCAUCUCCUCGGACCCCAACACACCAGUGCCCGCCAGCCCCGCCCACCUGCCGCCAGUCCCACUGGGCCUGCCAGACAAAAUGGAAACCCAGCUAGGUUACUUGGAUGAGAAGGACCCGGGGCUGCAGAGGCCAAAGAAGGCCCUGGAAAUCCAGGCCCUGCCCCCUGCCCUGGACAGAGUGGAGGAUGAGGACAAGCACGAGAGCUCGAUUGGCAAGGAUCGAGCCCGAGAGGAGCGGGCAGAGGAGACUGAGAGGGCCCAGCCCUCCCCGGAGCAGCUGCUGAAAGAAGAACUGCUUCCCGAGAAGGAUAAGGUCCUGGACAAGCUUGAGCUAAGCCUGAUCCACAGCCGAGGGGACAGUGGUGAUCUCAGGCCAGAUGACACCAAGGUUGAGGAGAAGGAGCCCAUGGAAACACAGCAAAAUGGUGACAAAGAGGAAGACGAGGAGGGGAAGAAAGAGGACAAGAAGGGGAAGUUCAAAUUCAUGUUCAACAUUGCAGAUGGGGGCUUCACAGAGUUGCACACAUUGUGGCAGAACGAGGAGCGUGCUGCAGUGUCCUCGGGGAAGAUCUACGACAUCUGGCACCGGCGCCAUGACUACUGGCUGCUGGCGGGCAUCGUGACGCACGGCUACGCCCGCUGGCAGGACAUCCAGAAUGACCCGCGUUACAUGAUCCUCAACGAGCCCUUCAAGUCUGAGAUCCACAAGGGCAACUACCUGGAGAUGAAGAACAAGUUCCUGGCCCGCAGGUUCAAGCUGCUGGAGCAGGCGCUGGUCAUCGAGGAGCAGCUCCGGAGGGCCGCGUACCUCAACAUGACCCAGGACCCCAACCACCCUGCCAUGGCCCUCAAUGCCCGCCUGGCCGAGGUGGAGUGCCUUGCUGAGAGCCACCAGCACCUGUCCAAGGAGUCCCUGGCCGGGAACAAGCCUGCCAAUGCCGUCCUGCACAAGGUCCUGAACCAGCUGGAGGAGCUGCUGAGCGACAUGAAGGCGGACGUGACCCGCCUGCCCUCCAUGCUGUCCCGCAUCCCCCCGGUGGCCGCCCGCUUGCAGAUGUCGGAGCGCAGCAUCCUCAGCCGCCUGACCAACCGGGCCGGGGACCCCACCGUCCAGCAGAUAUCUAGCCGUCCCCGCGAUCUCCCUGCGUUGCCGUGCUCGUCUCCAGCUGAGCUGCGUUUGCCGGGCCACCUGCCCGAACCCCACGGGAGAGAAAAGCUGCCGCUUUUUAAGGAGCCAGUGCCAUCUUGGGACCCAAAGGGAAGCCGAGUAAUGCCAUCACAUGGAGGACAAGGCCCAGCCCGGCUGGGCCCCAGCCCAGAAGUGCCACCUCAUCAUAAUUCAAGUGUUCUUCCGCAAGCGUCACCCACAGCCACGCCGGACGUGCCCCUCCGCCACCUUCUCCAGACGACUUCGUAGAAGAGACUUCAUGUAUGUGUACAUCUUUUGCACUUUCCUAUUGAAGACUUGAGCCGGUUUGUCCUGAUCAGAGUUGGAUGACGUAUGGAGGAUGCUACCCUGCAGCACUUACAAAGCCUGGCGCUAUCCUGGCAC
This is a messenger RNA of Carlito syrichta (Philippine tarsier), 6059 nucleotides long. It is a transcript of the gene CHD5, whose product is annotated as chromodomain helicase DNA binding protein 5. Gene Ontology annotation, cellular component: NuRD complex; nucleus; chromatin. The transcript is spliced from 40 exons. Lineage: Eukaryota; Metazoa; Chordata; Mammalia; Primates; Tarsiidae. The record is from RefSeq and is a predicted model, not a curated record. Gene Ontology annotation, biological process: negative regulation of transcription by RNA polymerase II; chromatin remodeling. Bases 51 to 5924 code for a protein of 1957 amino acids. Gene Ontology annotation, molecular function: DNA binding; ATP binding; ATP-dependent chromatin remodeler activity.